Messenger RNA from Paramecium octaurelia, 1613 nucleotides. Lineage: Eukaryota; Ciliophora; Oligohymenophorea; Peniculida; Parameciidae. The record is from the annotation of a GenBank genome assembly.
AUAGAGAAGAGUGAAGAUGCAAAAAUACCCAACGUUGAAUCAAAAUUAAGAGUUUGAUAGAAGUAUAACAAUCUCAAAUAUGAAUUUGAGUCAUAUGGGAUAUAAAAAUGUGGAAGGGAAGGUAGUAUAAUGUGCAUAGAUUUAGAAUUUGUUUGAGAGAGUAAAGGGAUUUUAGAAUUUGAUGGGACCAUUGAGACAACAGAAGAUAAUUCUUUACGAGAGGAGAAAUAUGUCACCCCCUGCUCAGGAAUGUUAUGGUAGGAAAUAAGUUUAAAAAUAGGAAUGGAUGAUUAUGGAGAUAUAUUUUACGGAAUCAACUUUGCAUCUGCUGAUUACUUGGGACUGUGCACAAAUGAAUAAGCAAAAGUAUUGAGUUUAAAAUAAUUUAAGGAAGCUGCAAUGAAUGCCGCUAAGGAAUACUCAGUAAAUUCUUGUGGAGCACCUUUAGCAUUUGGUGCAUCUAAAUACUAUAUGUAGUUAAAGGAGGAGUUGAAGGAUUACUGGGGAAUGAACGAAGUAAUACUUUACAGCGCUGGCUGGUUAGCUGGAUUUGGAGUGAUUAAAGGUUUGAUAAGGUAUUUGAAUUGAAUGAAAAAUAGACCUUAUGACUUUGUGGUAAUGGAUGAAUUAUGCCACAAUUGUCUCACCGAAGGAGCAUUUGCAGCCACAAAGAAUGUGUCAAGAGUUCCACAUUUGAGUUUGGAAGCAAUGGAGAAAAAAGUUUCAGAAAUCAGAACUGCAAAUCCUGAUGCCUGUAUUCUAGUAGUUACCGAGGGUUUGUUCAGUAUGGAUAGUGAUUACACUGAUUUGGUGGCUCUAUAAAAAUUAACAAUGAAGUAUGAGGCUUUUUUGUUGAUUGAUUGUGCUCACGAUUUCGGAUGUAUGGGCAAGACUGGUAAUCAGUUAAAUUUAUGAAUGUAUAGGCAAGGGAGUCUUUGAAUUGCAAGGAUUACAAGAUUUCUCUAAUGUGUUAUUAAUGUCUGGAGGAUCAAAAUGUUUAUCUACAAAUGUUGGAUGGGUUGCCUGCAAUUCAUACGAAGUCAUAGAUUAUCUUAAGUUCUUCUCAUCUGCCUACAUGUUUACUAACUCAGUGAAUCCAGUUCAAUGCGCUACAGCUCUGGCUCAAUUAAGAAUACUCAACAGUGAAGUGGGCAGUAGAUUAAGAGUUAAGGUUUUGGAGAAUUAUCAUUACAUGAAAAAAGAACUCAAUGCAAGAGGUUACCAGAUUAUUGGAUACCCAUCUCCAAUUUUACCUUUGUUGAUUGGCAACGAAUUGGUUUGCAGAGUAGUCACAAGACUCAUGAUUGAUGAAGGAAUUCAUUGUAAUGGAAUUGAAUAUCCUAUUGUGAAAAUGGGAUAGGCCAGAUUGAGAGUCAAUUUGUAACCCUAGCACACCAAAGAGUAUUCAUUCUUAUAAUAAAUUUAGACAUAUGGACACUUUCAUUGAAACAUUCCAUUUCUGCUUUGUAAAAGCAACCUAAAUUGUAUAAGAGUCCCUAGAAAAAUAUCAAUUAGCUUUGGAACAAUAAGAACAAACAUAAAAAGCAAAAGACAAUCAGAAUAAAGCUAAUUUCAAUGAUAAUAGAAUGGAACUCAAAAAACCAAAUUUAUGA